CCUAUUUACCAUCAUCAUCAAGCUCCUCCCACCCUGCCCUUGCUGUUAAACCCUAACUAAACCCCAUCACCGAUGCAUUCAUCCCUGAAACCGAACCCAAGCUCUCGUCUUUUUCUCAACCCUUCUAAAUCAACCUCAACCCAGUACCCAAUCUUCACUCUCCCCAGAAAAUUAUCUUCCCACAAGUCGUCUCUCAGAACCUCCAUUGAUGUCCACCAAGAAGGAGCUUCGAAACAAGAGGUCGUGCCAACUCUUCGUCUUCCCAUUUUAAUCAAAAGCUCAGGCAGAGUCUCUAGGUACUUCCUCAAAGGAGACGACGACUCACUGGAGCUCGUAUAUGAUACGACGUCGUUUUCACGCGUUGGGUUCUUGAAACUCAUUAAACUUUCUUCUUCCGCUGCGAAAGACUUCUUUAUACCGAAACAAGUCAGUGAUAGUUACAUUAGUUAUGUGAAAUGGAAGUUCUUGCACAGAGUUUUCAGCUCUGCUCUUCAGGUUCUUGCCACUCAGGCUAUGUUUAGAGCCAUAGGGAUUGGUCAAUCUCGGUCACUUGCCUCAUCUGCUGCUUUUAAUUGGAUUCUCAAAGAUGGGCUUGGACGUUUAAGUAGAUGUAUUUACACUGCAACUCUUGCUUCUGCUUUUGACACUAAUCUCAAGAGAGUUAGGUUCUCGACGUCUCUACUCUUCAGCUUGAGCAUUGGAGUUGAGUUAAUGACUCCAGUAUUCCCACACUACUUCCUUUUGCUUGCUUCCAUCGCCAACAUUGCUAAACAAAUUAGCCUCUCUUGCUACUUAGCAACCGGUUCAGCUGUGCAUCGUAGCUUUGCUGUAGCGGAUAACCUCGGUGAAGUCUCUGCAAAGGCACAGAUUCAAACAGUGUGUUUUGAUAACCUUGGUCUCUUACUGGCGGUUCUUCUAAACAUGCUAUUCCAAAACAACCAAAGGCUGCAGGCAAGUCUACCUUUUGUUCUGUAUCCGAUUUUCUCCACAAUUGAUCUCCUUGGCAUUUAUCAAGGUCUCAAGCAUAUCAAUCUCCAAACGUUAACCAAGAAUAGGCUUGAAAUCAUUCUGGAAAGAUGGAUUCAAACUCGUCAAGUACCUUCCCCUGCUGAAGUGAGCAAAGAGGAAGGAGUUGAUCUUUUAGGGAGCAGAGCUAGAAAAAGGGUUUGGCCAAUCAGAAUUGGAUGCUUAGAUCCAAAGGCUCAGAUUCCUAAGCUAUCAAUGAUGGCGAUGCAAUCACUCUGCAGUGAUGACGUUUACUUCAUAACUUUGGAGCUUUCCUCUCAAGGCUUCAGAAUAAGAACACCAAGACCUGGGAUCGUUAUCUGUCUGCGUGAAGGAGCCAACAGUGCAGACGUUAUCACAAGUUUGUUACAGACAUGUUACAUACGUAAAGCCUUUGUAACCAAUAGAUUCGAGAGAAGGGAUGCAUCUGAGCUACAAGAUUGGUCUUUGCUCGCGGGAGAGAGCAAUGUAGCCGCACAAGAUGAUUUCACCGAACUGUAUAAACAAAUGCAAGAACAAGGUUGGGUUGUGAAGAACGUCUUGUUGAGCGCUGAAGAGCAGGUUCGAUACAUUUUCGACCAACACCAAUCACUCACAUUGUAACAGUAAAACUGUUUUUACACAGAGAUUUGUCUGUAAAUUUUUAUGCUUGUUAAAAUCUAUACACAUCUACACUAAGAGAGACUUUUUUGCUUAUUUAUAAUGUGACAAACAUUCAAUU
Molecule: messenger RNA, 1726 nt
Organism: Raphanus sativus (radish)
Lineage: Eukaryota; Viridiplantae; Streptophyta; Magnoliopsida; Brassicales; Brassicaceae
Product: protein root UVB sensitive 4
Exons: 9
Coding region: 73-1608 (511 amino acids)
Source: RefSeq, a predicted model, not a curated record